Messenger RNA from Andrographis paniculata, 557 nucleotides. RefSeq names its product thioredoxin-like protein Clot. Gene Ontology annotation, molecular function: protein-disulfide reductase [NAD(P)H] activity. The record is from RefSeq and is a predicted model, not a curated record. The transcript is spliced from 2 exons. The coding region runs from base 45 to 443 and encodes 132 amino acids. Gene Ontology annotation, cellular component: cytosol. NCBI's taxonomy places the organism in Eukaryota, Viridiplantae, Streptophyta, Magnoliopsida, Lamiales, Acanthaceae.
UAACAUUCGAUUCUGUGUAGCGUGGGAAUUGCGAAGAACAGAAAAUGCCGCUGAAAGUUUUGGACUCAACGCUGUCAACAUUUGGUGCGGUUUUCGACAAAUUCACAGCUGAAGCGCCUAAUCACAAAGCAAAUCUUAUUCUGUUCCUGGCCGACAAAGAUCCAUCCACCGAUCGCAGCUGGUGCCCUGAUUGUGUGAGAGCUGAGCCUGUGAUAUACCAAAAGCUCGAAGCAUCGACGGAUAAUGUGGCUCUACUGAGGGCAUAUGUGGGAGAUCGGCCCACAUGGAGAGAUCCCGGGCAUCCAUGGAGGACAGACUCAAGGUUCAAGCUCAAAGGAGUGCCUACAUUGAUCCGGUGGGAAGAUGGUGAAGUGAAGGGUCGUCUCGAGGAUCAUGAAGCCCAUAUUGAGAACAAAAUCAGCAAACUAUUGUCUGAGAAUUAGCUGUUGCUGUGACUUAGUCACAUGAUAAUAACAACUGUUGUAAUAAAACCGACAUUCGCUGGGGGUUCAAAGAAGACACCAUUAAGUUGCAGGAUAUAAGAUCCUUAUUUAUAA